GUCACAGCUCCAACUCCAACCUGAGUUAAUCUUCAGAAAUAAGCAUGAGUUAAUCUGCCAAAAUGAAGACAAAAUGCUAUGCAUACAUGGUAUCACUUGUUAUGCAUAAUUAUCAUACAUAACUCAUCGCCAAAAGCACAAGACAUACUGUUGCAUGUAGGUCUAUAUUAUUUAUGGGUUGAUCACAUAGAAAUAUAAAAACAUUAUUUUUAACUACUGCAAUGCAAUUACAUGUGGCUCAGGAACCACUGACUCACUGCAUGAUUCUAUAGUAUUAUCAAGACACCUGCUGUUAACUCUUAACUACUUAGGACAGCUCACGAGGUGUCCUAAAUAUCUACUGACUAGGUGGGUAGGUAAUUUAGGCAAUGGGUAGGUAACUAGGUCAUUUAUACCCAUAAGUGUAAAAUGUCUUUAUUCUCAGCACUUAUACGACCAAUUUUCUACUCAGACACUUUGGCCAUAUUGUCAUAAAAAAACUGAAUGUUUGAUCUCAAAAUGUUGUUAUAAUUUUGUAAAAAUGUUUGUUAAACAUAAUAAUAAAAAAUGAAUAUUACUAAUGUAACCCACUGUAAAGACUGGGUUUAGGUUAUUGUGUUGCACUGCUCAUGUCCGCGUUCUGGAACUGUCCGCGUCCCCGUACAGAACUGUCCGCGUCCACGUUCGGUGUGGAUAUUGUCCGGUUACGCGCAGAGUGGACUGAGGUGAUCUUGGGGAAUAAGUUUGUUUUAGUGUUGAGACACCGAAGUUUAUUGUUCAAUUUGCUUUUUUCUUUACGGUGAGGGACAUUAUGAGUGUAGCCAGAUCCUUUUCACUCUCUAUCCUCGUUUCAUUUUGUGGUUCACCGGAUUCAUCAUCGAGACGAGGGACAGACGAACGACCUGCUAACUAACCAAGCUAGUCGGUACAGCUCGUCCAAUCAAGCAGGAGAGACCAGCCUCCCCUGUUCCCAGCUGUGUGUCCAUGAAGAGUGACCAGUCUAUGCAUCAACCUAUACACUUUAGAGAGGGAGACUUUUCUACUGAACAAAGACCAAUCAAGCAGGAGAGACCAGCCUCCCCUGUUCCCAGCUGUGUGUCUAUGAAGAGUGACCGGUCUAUGAAUCCUCCUAUAUCCUUUAGAGAGGGAGACUUUUCUACUGAACAAAGAAACCAACAGAAGAGAUCAGAGUCAGAGAUUCUCAGUGGUCAGUCUUCCCAGAGUCAUCAAACAGACCUGGCCUCCAUAUUCAGUAUGCUUGAAGAUAAAAUUAUGACAUUUGUGAAGAACGAGCUGAAGAUGUUCAAGAGGAUUCUUAGUCCAGAAUUCCCAGAAGGCUUUGAGAGUCAGAAACAGGAUAAGGAAGUGGUGGAUGCUGAAGAUGAGAAGCAGGAGAGCAGUGCCAGAGAGGGGGCUCUGAAGAUCACACUGCACAUCCUGAGGAAAAUGAACCAGAAGGAGCUCGCUGACACACUGGAGAAAUAUUCAGAUGAGCUUGCUGUGAUUUGCCAACGUGAACUCAAAUCUAAUCUAAAGAAGAAGUUUCAAUGUGUAUUUGAGGGGAUCGCUAAACAAGGAAACCCAACACUUCUCAAUAAGAUCUACACAGAGCUCUACAUCACAGAGGGUGGAACAGGAGAGGUCAAUAAUGAACAUGAGCUGAGACAGAUUGAGACAACAACCAGGAAACAAGCAAGACCAGAGACUGCAAUCAAAUGUAACGACAUCUUCAAACCCUUAACUGGACAAGACAAACGUAUCAGAACUGUGCUGACAAAGGGAGUCGCUGGCAUUGGAAAAACAGUCUCUGUGCAGAAGUUCAUUCUGGACUGGGCUGAAGGAAAAGCAAAUCAGGAUGUCCAAUUUGUAUUUUCAUUCCCUUUCCGGGAGCUGAAUUUGAUGAAAGGGGACAAACACACUUUCAUUGAACUUCUUAAUCACUUCUCAAUGGAAACCAAACAAUCAGGAAUCUCCAUCUACAACAAGUACAAAGUUCUGUUCAUAUUUGACGGUCUGGAUGAGUGCCGACUGCCCCUAGACUUCCAGAAGAACAAGAUCUGUUGGGACGUCACAGAGUCAACCUCAGUGGAUGUUCUGCUGACAAAUCUCAUCAAGGGAAAUCUGCUUCCCUCUGCUCUCCUCUGGAUAACUACCCGACCUGCAGCAGCCAAUAAGAUCCCUUCAGGGUGUGUUGACCAGGUGACAGAGGUACGAGGGUUCAAUGACCCACAGAAGGAGGACUACUUCAGGAAGAGAUGUAGUGAUGAGGACCUGGCCAGCAGAAUCAUCUCACACAUAAAGACAUCAAGGAGCCUCCACAUCAUGUGCCACAUUCCAGUCUUCUGUUGGAUUUCUGCAACAGUCCUUGAACACAUGCUGAAACAUAAGAGAGAAGAGAUGCCCAAGACUCUGACUGAGAUGUACACACACCUUGUGGUGUUUCAUACCAAACAGAAGAAUGCAAAGUAUCUUGUGAAAGAAGAGACAGGUCCACACUGGAAUAAAGAGAGCAUUCUGUCACUGGGAAAACUGGCUUUUCAACAGCUUGUGAAUGGCAAUCUGAUUUUCUAUGAAGAAGACCUGAAGGAGGCUGGCAUUGAUGUCAGUGAAGCCUCAGUGUACUCAGGACUGUGCACACAGCUCUUUAAAGAGGAAUGUGUGCUGUACCAGGACAAGGUGUACUGCUUUGUUCAUCUGAGCAUUCAGGAGUUUCUGGCUGCUGUAUAUGUGUUCCUCUCAUUCAUCAACAACAAUCAGAAUCUAAUGGAUGAACUGCAAACAAAGUCCAGUGUCUUUUCUUCACUGUUCAGAGAGAAGCCUAAAGUUACUGAAGUUACUUUCUACAAGAGUGCUGUGGAUAAAGCCUUACAAAGUGAGACGGGAAACCUGGACCUUUUCCUCCGCUUCCUUCUGGGCCUCUCACUGGAGUCCAAUCAGAAGCACUUACGAGGUCUACUGACAAAGACAAGAAGCAGCUCACAGAGCCAUGAAGACACAGUCGAGUACAUCAAGGAGAAGAUCGGGGAGGAUCUCUCUCCAGAGAGGAGCAUCAAUCUGUUCCACUGUCUGAAUGAACUGAAUGACCAUUCUCUAGUGGAGGAGAUCCAAAGAUACCUGAGCUCAGGAAGUCUCUCAAAACCCAAACUGUCACCUGCACAGUGGUCAGCUCUGGUCUUUGUGUUGCUGACUUCAGAAAAGGAGCUGGAUGUGUUUGACCUGAAGAAAUACUCCAGAUCAGAGGAAGGUCUUCUGAGGCUGCUGCCAGUGGUCAAAGCCUCCAGAGCUGUUCUGCUGUCAUUCUGUGGACUCACAGAGGAAGGCUGUGCUUCUCUGGUCUCAACUCUGGAGUCAAACCCCUCACACCUGAGAGAGCUGGACCUGAGUAACAAUGACCUGAACGAUUCAGGAGUGAAGCUGCUCUCUGCUGGACUGGGGAAUCCCCACUGUAAACUGGAGACUCUGAGGCUGUCAGGCUGUCUAGUCACAGAGGAAGGCUGUGCUUCUCUGGUCUCAGCUCUGAGGUCAAACCCCUCACACCUGAGAGAGCUGGACCUGAGCUACAAUCACCCAGGAGACUCAGGAGUCAGACUGCUCUCUGCUGGACUGGAGGAUCCACACUGCAGACUGGAGAAACUCAAGCUGUCAGGCUGUGGAGUCACAGAGGAAGGCUGUGCUUCUCUGGUCUCAGCUCUGGAGUCAAACCCCUCACACCUGAGAGAGCUGGAUCUGAGUAACAAUGACCUGAAGGAUUCAGGAGUGAAGCUGCUCUCUGCUGGACUGGGGAAUCCCCACUGUAAACUGGAGACUCUGAGACUCACUGUCUGUAAACUCACAGACACAUCCUGUAAAGUGUUGGCCUCAGCUCUGAGGUCAAACCCCUCACACCUGAGAGAGCUGGACCUGAGUAACAAUGACCUGAAGGAUUCAGGAGUGAAGCUGCUCUCUGCUGGACUGGGGAAUCCCCACUGUAAACUGGAGACUCUGAGACUCACUGUCUGUAAACUCACAGACACAUCCUGUAAAGAGUUGGCCUCAGUUCUCAGUUCAAACCCCUCACACCUGAGAGAGCUGGAUCUGAGUAACAAUGACCUGAAGGAUUCAGGAGUGAAGCUGCUCUCUGCUGGACUGGGGAAUCCCCACUGUAAACUGGAGACUCUGAGGCUGUCAGGCUGUCUAGUCACAGAGGAAGGCUGUGCUUCUCUGGUCUCAGCUCUGGAGUCAAACCCCUCACACCUGAGAGAGCUGGACCUGAGCUACAAUCACCCAGGAGACUCAGGAGUCAGACUGCUCUCUGCUGGACUGGAGAAUCCACACUGCAGACUGGAGAAACUCAAGCUGUCAGGCUGUGGAGUCACAGAGGAAGGCUGUGCUUCUCUGGUCUCAGCUCUGGAGUCAAACCCCUCACACCUGAGAGAGCUGGAUCUGAGUAACAAUGACCUGAAGGAUUCAGGAGUGAAGCUGCUCUCUGCUGUACUGGGGAAUCCCCACUGUAAACUGGAGACUCUGAGGUCAGUAUUAUCAGAUAUGAAAGCACUUUAUGUAUGUAGUUCUCCCAUUUGAAAAGUCGUAAUUAUUCGGUUAUAUUCACUUAUAGUGUAUUAAAGUAGUCAUAAGUUUAGUAUUUGGUCCCAUAUUCCAUGCCUGCAGUGAUUACAUCAAGCUUGUGAUUCUACUAACUUGUUGAAUUAAUUUGCAGUUUGUCUUGGUUGUGUUUUAGAUGUUUUCCUGAUAGAAACUGAAUGGUGAAUAAUGUCCUGUCAUUUUGGAGUCACUUCACUUGUAUUGUCAGUAAGAAUAGAAGAUGUUUCUGAACACUUCUACAUUCAUGUGGAUGCUACCAUGAUGAUGAAUAAUCAGGAAUGAAUCGUCAAUGAUGAUGAAUGAGAAAGUUAGAGAGGCACAAAGAUCAGACCCACUCUGAUAUUGGUAAUGGUGAGAGGUUAGCAUGUUUUGUUGUUGCCUCUGUUGUUGGUAAUGGUGAGAGGUUAGCAUGUUUUGUUG
Molecule: messenger RNA, 4980 nt
Organism: Oncorhynchus nerka (sockeye salmon)
Lineage: Eukaryota; Metazoa; Chordata; Actinopteri; Salmoniformes; Salmonidae
Product: NACHT, LRR and PYD domains-containing protein 12-like
Exons: 13
Coding region: 964-4539 (1191 amino acids)
Biological process (GO): intracellular signal transduction
Molecular function (GO): protein binding
Source: RefSeq, a predicted model, not a curated record